AGUCAGUUCAGUUUACAAAUUCGGUUUGAUUUGUUUACGUCAAGAUUACGUGUAAAUUACAAUAAAUAAGAAUAAAAUACUAUGUAAAAACAUUCUAAAUACAGGCAUUUGGCAAAAUUCUAACAAACUUAUCUCUCAUAUUAACUGAGUACCUAUUGAAAUAAGCACAAUUAAAGAUUCCAAUAAUAGUUUACUUACACUAUUCUCAAAAAAGUGAAAACUAUCAUGAAAAUUAAUAACAUUUGGAUAUUCCAACACGGUAUGCUAUAAAACAAGGUUUUAUCGGCAACUUAAUCGGCGAAUUUUAUCGUCAACAUAUCACGGAUGGAGGCAAAAUUGAAAGAAUACCGUGCACUUCGUCGCCGCAAGGAGCUGAUUGAAAACGCUAAAGAAAAACUUGAGAAAUCCAAGGAGAAGAUAGUCAAUUUAUUAAUACCUAAAGUGUUGAGGGAUAUGGACAAGGAUAGGAAGGAAGAUGAAGUAGUGUUGAUUGAAAAUGAAGAACAACCAGUGAGCCCAGCAACAAUACCAAUUCAACCCAUUGAAGAAACUGCUGAUGUCACUUCAGAAACCAGUGAUGUAGAAACUGUACCAGAACCUAAUGAAGAAACAUGGCGAUACUUCACUAUAAAAUGGUCUCUAUAUAGUUUAACGUGGUUAACAUUGUACUAUUUCUUCCUCAAGUUACAAUUUGGUGCUGUGUUCUUUGUAAUAUCUGCAUUAGUAGGCAUUUAUUUGAAUACUCGCACACGGCCAAAGAAAAAGGGAGAGGUUUCUGCUUAUAGUGUUUUUAAUGAGAAUUGUGUCAGUAUUGAUGGGACUUUGAAAGCUGAACAGUUUGAAAGAGAGAUAAGGUAUGGCGCCGGAACAGUAAGAGCUCUUUGACUGCUCCCUUAUUCUAAUAUGAAUCUUGUAUAAUAUGAUAAAUUAGGUUUUAAAAAUACUUAUGGCCUAUAGUUAUUUAACAAUGAAGUGGUAAACACUUCAUGUUGUAACAUAACUACUGUUAAUUAUUCAUAAUAAGGCUUUAUGGCAGGUUUUUUUCAAGGCAUUACUUUGUAAUGAAAGUAUUGUAUAUAUAUCUUCAAUAAUAUUGUAUAACACAGUCAAUUAGGAAAUAUUUAUAAACAAAACAAAAACUACAAAACAAUAUUAAACAUUUUGAACUGCAAAAUUGACAGUCUUAAUUUAAAAUUGUACCUACUAGGGACACCCAGGCUUAAUUUAUAUCAUACUCAGUAUUUACUGAGUAUACUGCAAAAUGACUUCAUAUAAUGUAAACAAAAAUAUGAUCUUUUUUUAUAAUGACAAUUCCUGUUAGCUUUCAGUCUAAGUUAUAUUUAGUUUAUUUAUCUUCCAAGAUAGCAUUAUCAUUGAUUUAUAUCAACUUAGAUUUAUUUCACAACAUUUUUUCAUAAUAAAGUCCAACGUGCUUAGUUUUUUCUUCAAUGUGCCAAAGCAAUAUUUAAGAUAAACCUAUGGGUCCUAAGUUUAAUUUGUUUUGCAAUUGCUGGUAGUAAAUGCUCUAUUAUGUUUGAUUUGUCAAAUUUCUUGUUAAGAGGUUUUACCAAACCACACUAACUGGAAAUGGUUCUUAUUUUCAAAUCUAUUUUCUCUUUGCUUCUCUAUGAAGAGAUUUCGCCUUUUGAAGAUGUUGUGCUUAAAUUUAUAUGAAUAUUUUCUUUGUGAGAAAUGGCUUCAACUGAGACUGGAGUAUGUGUAAAGACAAUUUUUAUGUAAAAUGUAAUUAUAAAAUAUUAAGAAAAGAAAAUAAAAGAGUUUUCAUAAAAUCAGAUUUUGUAAUUUUAAUCACAUUUAGAAAUUGACAACAUACAUAUAAAUUUUAUAUACUUAUUAUAUUGCAUGCAACAUAAUUAUAUUUUACUCAUUUAAGAAAAAAAAAAACAACUUUCCUGUACGAAAUAUUUUGCAGU
This is a messenger RNA of Amyelois transitella, 1934 nucleotides long. It is a transcript of the gene Saysd1, whose product is annotated as SAYSvFN domain-containing protein 1. NCBI's taxonomy places the organism in Eukaryota, Metazoa, Arthropoda, Insecta, Lepidoptera, Pyralidae. Bases 325 to 885 code for a protein of 186 amino acids. The record is from RefSeq and is a predicted model, not a curated record. The transcript is spliced from 2 exons.